CUGAAGGACAGCUGUCGGCUGAAGGGCCGUCAGAGAAUACUGAAGAAGUGACUGACGAACCGUCCGACAAUGAAGAUGGUAACUCAACUACAGGAAAAAGUCUUGCUGCGUGGACAACUAAGAGAACGUGUCGAGUGAAAUGUUUCAAAACCAAGUCCUACAAGCAAUCACGAAAAGUCUGGUGUGGUUUUUAAGAAGAUGUACAAAAUACCGUUUGAAAUACACUCGAUAUUCUACAACCUGUACCAGAUGUUGUAAAGGAUGGACUGGCGUGCCUGGACGUUGCAGAGAUGUCAACGAGUGUCGAAGAAAGCCUUGUGCAUGGAAUGCUAGAUGCAUCAACACAGCCGGUUCCUAUCGCUGUGUUUGCGACCGUGGAUAUACAAUGGGACGACGGGAAUGUGUUGAUGUAAAUGAGUGCAGACGGAAUCCGUGUGGUAAAUACGGGAAAUGCCACAACACAAUAGGGUCCUACAAAUGUUAUUGUAGACGAGGGUUUAAAUGGAACGGGAGAACAUGUAUUGACAUCAACGAGUGUAGACGUCGGGGAGUCUGUGGUCGUUAUGCAAGAUGUUACAACACACCUGGUUCCUACUAUUGCAAGUGCUACAGCUCGGGCUACAAGAUGAUCGGACUGACAUGUGUAGACAUCAACGAGUGUUUAAGGAACCCUUGUCCUUCUGGUGUCACAUGUCACAAUUUCCCCGGCUCCUAUCGUUGUGCAUGCAAACCGGGUUACUACUUCGCAAAUAACACUUGUGUUGAUCACAACGAGUGCAAAUAUAAAGGAAGAUGUGACCACAUCUGUGUCAACACUCCCGGAUCCUUCUAUUGUCUCUGUAGAAAGGGUUUUGAAUUAUUUAAGAAACGUUAUUGCGUGGACAUCAACGAAUGUAGGUGCAACAAUGGUGGAUGCCCUUUCCCUUACAGAUGCGUUAACAAACCCGGGCACCACUACUGUGAUUGCCCCUUCGGGUUUGGAGUUAGAGGGAACAUGUGUCACCUUUUGAUACCUCAAAAGAAACUGAACUUCACUCUCCCCAAUAACCCAACAGCCUUACCAAGAAUGAAGCCGCAAUUGCAAACCACAACUGUGAUACCACCUAAAAAAUAACUUUUUCAUCAAAUUAGUCAAAUAAAUGAUAAUUUAAUAAAAAGAAA
This is a messenger RNA of Octopus sinensis (East Asian common octopus), 1161 nucleotides long. RefSeq names its product fibulin-2-like. The coding region runs from base 140 to 1114 and encodes 324 amino acids. Gene Ontology annotation, molecular function: calcium ion binding. The transcript has 9 exons. The record is from RefSeq and is a predicted model, not a curated record. NCBI's taxonomy places the organism in Eukaryota, Metazoa, Mollusca, Cephalopoda, Octopoda, Octopodidae.